AUGGCGGCCGUGGCGGGGGGCGGCGAGGCGGCCUCGGACCCCGCCCGGGCCUCUCCUCCUCCUCCUCCUCCUCCUCCUCCUCCUCCUCCUUCCUCUCCGCCGCCGCCCCCCGAGACCCUCGGCUUCUACGAGAGCGACCGCCGCCGGGACACCAGCAAGGGCCGCUCAGAACUUUCAUUGUUGAGGUUUCUCGGUGCUGAACUAACGAGAGGAUACUUCCUUGAACAUAAUGAGGCAAAGUAUACAGAGCGAAGAGAGAGAGUAUAUACAUGUUUACGAAUACCCAGAGAAUUGGAAAAGCUCAUGUUUUUUGGAAUUUUUCUGUGCCUGGAUGCUUUUCUAUAUGUGUUUACCCUACUUCCUUUGAGAGUGUUUCUGGCACUGUUCCGGUUCUUCACUUUGCCUUGUUACGGUUUAAGGGACAGGCGUUUGCUUCAGCCUGCUCAAGUGUGUGAUAUUUUGAAAGGAGUGAUAUUGGUUAUCUGCUACUUCAUGAUGCAUUAUGUUGAUUACUCUAUGAUGUAUCACUUGAUAAGAGGGCAAUCUGUCAUAAAACUAUAUAUCAUCUACAACAUGCUGGAGGUGGCUGAUCGGCUGUUUUCAUCAUUUGGACAAGAUAUUUUGGAUGCUCUUUACUGGACAGCAACUGAACCUAAGGAAAGAAAAAGAGCUCAUAUUGGUGUGAUUCCACAUUUUUUUAUGGCAGUGCUGUAUGUCUUCUUGCAUGCUAUUCUUAUAAUGGUUCAAGCAACGACUCUCAAUGUAGCCUUUAACUCCCACAACAAGUCAUUGCUUACUAUCAUGAUGUCUAAUAAUUUUGUUGAAAUAAAAGGAAGUGUUUUUAAGAAGUUUGAGAAGAACAAUCUAUUUCAAAUGUCCAACAGCGAUAUUAAAGAACGGUUCACAAACUACGUCCUCUUACUAAUAGUAUGCCUAAGAAACAUGGAACAGUUCUCUUGGAAUCCAGACCACCUCUGGGUGCUGUUCCCGGAUGUCUGCAUGGUGAUUGCAUCAGAAACUGCUGUGGACAUUGUAAAACAUGCUUUCAUUACCAAAUUCAAUGACAUAACAGCAGACGUCUACAGCGAGUACAGAGCUAGCCUUGCGUUUGACCUUGUUAGUAGCAGACAGAAAAAUGCAUAUACAGAUUACAGUGACUCUGUUGCAAGGAGGAUGGGUUUUAUUCCUCUCCCUUUGGCUGUUUUACUCAUCAGAGUUGUUACAAGCUCAAUAAAGGUACAAGGAAUUCUGUCUUAUGCCUGUGUGGUUCUCUUCUACUGUGGAUUGAUAUCUUUGAAAGUCCUCAAUAGCAUUGUGUUGCUGGGAAAGUCAUGCCAAUAUGUAAAGGAAGCCAAAAUGGAAGAAAAAUUGUUUAAUCCCCCUCCAACCUGUACCCCAGGCAAACCAUCCAAUAAACCACAGAACAAAUGUAAAACUUCCCAAGGAAUUCCCACAGAAGAGAAUUUAACUGCUUCCGUUACCAGCCAGCCUGUUCUUCAGAAGGAAAACAUCACACCGUUACUUGUGACGAGCAAUUCGGAUCAAUUUCUGACAACCCCAGAUGGGGACGAGAAAGACCUGAGCCAAGAAAACCCCGAAUUAAAACACCGAUCCUCAAAGAAAGAUUUGUUGGAGAUAGACAGAUUUACAAUUUGUGGAAACCGCAUUGACUAAAUUCUCUGAAUAUAUAUGCUUAGGAUCCUGAGCUUCGGGGUGGCAAGUGUCUGCCCCUGAGAAUGGACAGUUGCCAAAAACGGCACUUACGUAUUUAUUUAAAACCUUAAAUUAUUAAUAGCAAGGAAGUAGUCAUCUCUACAAGUAACUUGGCUUGGUUGCAGGUCAGAUCAAGUAACAACAGAGAUCUUUAAAAUUAUUUGGAAAAUUUGGUGGAUUACGAAAAUCUCUCACCCACCUGGCAGAGCUUCAGUUUCACUUUCCUGGAAAUAGACGGAAACAAAAUUAAAACCACUUUUGCUUGGUCGAACUGUGCUUCCAGAACAUAUACUGUUGUGCUUCAAGGACUCUUCGGUGUAAGGAUACGCCUGGAAAGAUGUGAAUCGCUUUACGUGAAGUUAACUUUCCAGUGCCGUACCGUUUUCAGAAGCAGUUUUCAGACUUUCACUUCAUCUGCCAAAACGUUAAAAUAAACAUUUGAUAGGUUAAACAGUAAAGUCAAGAAUGACGUUGUGUAGCACCAGAAAAACCCUUGAGGAUGUAUCCGAACUAAUCAGAAUAAAAUCAUUUCUUAAAUGAGACAGGUAAUGUGCAGUAGUGUUAUAUCCUAAAAACCUAAACCAGAGAAGAGGGCCAGAGCACACAGAGGAGGGGAAAAUUACAACAGGUUCUGUGUCACUGAGGAAUCAAGUCUCGUCAUUUUUCUCUAUACUGUUUUGCAAAGCAAGAUAGAGAGGUAUUGGUUGUGUUUUGCAGUGAAAGAACUAGAGAUUUUGUUACAGAAUGGCACAUUUUACUUGAGAGCAGGCAGUGUUAAAUUGAAAAGGUAAAGUGGUUUCACUCUGUGAAAUUGUGAAUUACCUUGUGCUAUGUGAAAAAGUUAACUUACAUUUCAUUUUAAAUCAUUUGAUUAAGAACAUUGUUGGUGACUUAGGAGAACUCCAAAGUUCCGCCAAACAGUGUUCAUGUUGGUUUUUUUUUUUUUUUUGGAAAGCAGCAAUUCUAAAGCAAGCUACCUAAAUAGGUUGAACAGCAGCCUCGUGACAUGGGUUUGGGUUUCUGCAAUACAGUGCAGCCUUCUCGUGCUUGUGUGUAUGUAUGAGUGAUAUGGAAACAGCAACAGAAAGGUCCUUUGAGUUAGACUGCGAACAAGAAUUCCAUUUUGGCUCGUUGUGUCGUCCGGACUGCAUUCCAGGAAGAGGAAUUUCCUGUCAUAUCUUGGGCAGAGACGCCAUCGUGCAUUUUCUUUUAAAGGGUUGUAACUUCUGGUUUCAAAUAAGAAGCUUUUGUUAAUGCUAAGUACUUUCCCGUGAGGUUAUUGUUUCGAUUUGAGAGGGGCGAGGCUUCAGUGCAGGUAUUUCAGGCUUAAAGAAAUACAAAAGUUAUCUCACUGGGUAAUGAAUAGUGUGUUACAGGAUAGAAGAGCCAUGGUUUAAAGCUUUAGCUUGUGCGUUUGGUAUACGAAGGUCCGUGCGGAAUAAUUGACGAUACUUUAUAAAAUAGUCUUCUUGAUACGGGAGAAAAGUGGGGAAUCUACAGAGAUGUGUUUACGAUACACCAAGAAGGACAUGAAGUUAAAUGAAGAGACUUUGAUUAUCUGAUGCGAGGAAAGCCCCUUAGCAUUAUUUGUCUUUCCUCCCUCUUCUUAUCCAUCAUCAGCUGCUGGGUUAGGAGCUAAGGUGAAUGAGAACAGUGAGAGCAGGGGGGAAUAUGACAACUGCGACCCAAUUCGGAAAGCAGCAGUUGUUUUUGGUGUGUUGAUGCUUACUCGGAUGGUGGUACCUUCAAAUUUAAUUCAGAUAUUCAGUUAACAUAAUGUCAUUUUUAAUUUUUCAGUUACUUGGCAGUUGCUCCAGGGAGUUUGGGAUGAUAUCCAUGUCUUCUGUUAAAAUGACAUUCAGUACCAAUUUUAUAAGUGCAUCUUGUGUGAAACUCAAUAAAUUCAAUUUUGUAAUCUUUUUAAA
Molecule: messenger RNA, 3638 nt
Organism: Ornithorhynchus anatinus (platypus)
Lineage: Eukaryota; Metazoa; Chordata; Mammalia; Monotremata; Ornithorhynchidae
Gene: TAPT1
Product: transmembrane anterior posterior transformation 1
Exons: 15
Coding region: 1-1674 (557 amino acids)
Biological process (GO): positive regulation of cilium assembly; maintenance of protein localization in endoplasmic reticulum
Cellular component (GO): endoplasmic reticulum membrane; ciliary basal body
Source: RefSeq, a predicted model, not a curated record